Arvicanthis niloticus (Nile rat) is the source of this 1186-nucleotide messenger RNA. It is a transcript of the gene Lamtor1, whose product is annotated as late endosomal/lysosomal adaptor, MAPK and MTOR activator 1. Lineage: Eukaryota; Metazoa; Chordata; Mammalia; Rodentia; Muridae. Gene Ontology annotation, cellular component: membrane raft; Ragulator complex; lysosomal membrane. Gene Ontology annotation, biological process: positive regulation of TOR signaling; positive regulation of MAPK cascade; endosomal transport. The record is from RefSeq and is a predicted model, not a curated record. Gene Ontology annotation, molecular function: molecular adaptor activity; guanyl-nucleotide exchange factor activity.
GGGACCGGAAGGCAAGAUUUGGCUGUGGCGCCCGAGCGGCUUUAGGACAGGCUAGGCGAGGGGGUGGGGAGCGGGAGGCAGCCGCGGGUCAUGUGACCGGAAGGGCUCCUGACGGACGCCGUCCCUCCUCGGCGCCGCCUGAGCGCCCGGCCCGACCCCGCCAUGGGGUGCUGCUAUAGCAGCGAAAACGAGGACUCGGACCAGGAUCGGGAGGAGAGGAAGCUGUUGCUGGACCCCAGCAGCACCCCUACCAAAGCCCUCAAUGGAGCCGAGCCCAACUACCAUAGCGUACCUUCAGCUCGCACAGAUGAGCAGGCCCUGCUUUCCUCCAUCCUUGCCAAGACAGCUAGCAACAUCAUUGAUGUGUCUGCCGCGGACUCCCAGGGCAUGGAGCAGCAUGAGUACAUGGACCGGGCAAGGCAGUACAGUACCCGCUUGGCUGUGCUUAGCAGCAGUCUGACCCAUUGGAAGAAGCUGCCACCGCUGCCAUCUCUCACCAGCCAGCCCCACCAAGUGCUGGCCAGCGAGCCUGUCCCCUUCUCUGACUUGCAGCAGGUCUCCAGGAUAGCUGCUUAUGCCUACAGUGCACUUUCUCAGAUCCGAGUGGAUGCAAAAGAAGAGCUGGUUGUACAGUUUGGGAUCCCAUGAAGAGAGGGAUCCUUGAACAGCUCUUCCCUCGUCUUCAUCCCGUCUCCACCCCACCUCUUCUGGCCCCAGCCUCACUGUGGCUUUCUACAGUACCUAACCUGCUACUAAUCGCGGAGAAGAACGUGGAGGAAAAGAAUAAGGCUAGAAGCUGGAGCAAGUGAGGACUAAGCAAGGGAAGGGCGAACCGAUUGCCAUCAGCCUUCAUGCUCUGGUUAGGGUGAGGUUGGGGCCAAGAGGACAGGGCCUGGCAGAUCUUCAAAGUCAUUGGGAAAAUGGAGAUACCACUGUAGGGGUGAACACCGGGAGACCUAGGGGACCCCCUUCCCACCCUUUCUCUUGGCCUCCGAUUCACUCCUGUCCCGGUCCCUGAUUUGGUGCUCAUGGCACCUCACUGGGGAUUAUGACCAGGGUCUAGAGGAGCUUGAGUCUGAUUUGAGUUUGUAUUUCUAGCACCCUGGGUUUUUACAUGUUUGUUCCUUUUGUUUUUGUUUGUCACCCCUCGAUAAAGAAAGUAUAUUCAUUUGUGUUGCUGGUUCAA